GCCUGAGUGGAGUGGAAGGCCUCCCGUGCUGUCUCGCUUUGCUCGAGACGAAGUUUUCCGUAUCAGGCCAGACUAGGUUACAUCUUCCUCAGGCUGCUUCUGCCAUGGGGGAUGUGAAGAAUUUCUUAUAUGCUUGGUGUGGCAAGCGAAAAAUCACCAUUGCUUAUGAGAUCCGUGCUGUGGGCAACAAGAACAGGCAGAAGUUUGUCUGUGAGGUUCGUGUGACAGGCUUCAACUAUAUUGGUAUGGGCAAUUCCACCAACAAGAAAGAUGCUCAGACUAAUGCUGCAAGAGACUUCCUUAAUUAUCUUGUUCGAGUGAAUGAAAUCAAAAGUGAAGAAAUUCCAGCUUUUGGAGCAGGAGCAGUGGGUACAUCGACUGAAGGUGCCUCUGGAGCAGAAGUUGGAGAUGGACCUGACAUUCCUUUGGGGGGGCCAGCUCCCCCUCAUUUGGCUCUCAAAUCAGAACCAGAUGCUGCUGCUAUUUCUACUGAAACAACAGUUGGAAAUUCUGGCUAUGGUGGAGCUCAGUGGGACCGUGGAGCUAACUUGAAUGAUUAUUAUUCCCGGAAGGAAGAACAGGAGGUCCAGGCUACCUUGGAGUCAGAAGAAAUUGAUUUAAAUGCUGGCCUUCAUGGAAAUUGGACUUUGGAGAAUGCUAAAGCCCGUCUGAAUCAGUUUUUCCAAAAGGAGAAAAUCCAGGGCGAAUAUAAAUACACUCAAGUGGGACCUGAUCACAACAGGAGCUUCAUUGCAGAAAUGACUAUUUAUGUCAAACACCUGGGCAGAAGAAUCUUUGCUCGUGAGCAUGGCUCAAAUAAAAAGCUGGCAGCACAAUCCUGUGCUCUUUCUCUGGUCAGACAGCUCUAUCAUUUGAGCAUCAUUGAGGCUUAUUCUGGACAAACCAAGAAGAAGGAAGGCGAAUCGGUAGAGCCAUAUGAUAUCAAUCUCACUUCUAAUUUGGAAAGCCAGUUGAAGAGAAUUGUAGAUGAAAUGAAUCUUGAAGUCAUUUUACCACCUGAGGAUCCCAGUUCACCCGUUCUGCUCAGCAUUGGAAAGUUAGCUCACUUUGAACCAUCCCAGAAGCAGAAUCAAACGGGAGUUGUGCCAUGGUCCCCACCUCAAUCAAACUGGAAUCCAUGGACUAGCUGCAAUAUUGAUGAGGGUCCUCUGGCAUAUGCUACACCAGAACAGAUAAGCAUAGACAUAAAGAGCAACCUCUUGUAUCAGCUGGAAAAUGACCAGGAACUACAGAAAAUUCUUCAAGAGAGGGAAACCCUGCCUGUGAAGAACUUUGAGCGAGAUAUCCUAAAUGCUAUACGUCAGAACUCUGUUGUGAUCAUCCGUGGGGCUACAGGUUGUGGCAAAACCACACAGGUUCCACAGUACAUCUUGGAUGAAUGCAUCCAUGGUGGAAGAGCUGCAGAAUGUAAUAUUGUUGUCACUCAGCCUAGGAGGAUCAGUGCUGUCUCUGUAGCAGAAAGAGUUGCUUAUGAAAGAGCAGAAGAACCUGGAAAUAGUUGUGGCUACAGUGUUCGCUUUGAAUCUAUGCUUCCCCGGCCACAUGCCAGUGUGAUGUUCUGCACUGUAGGUGUCCUCCUGAGAAAGCUGGAAGCUGGAAUUCGUGGAAUCAGUCAUGUCAUAGUGGAUGAAAUUCAUGAGAGAGACAUUAAUGUGAAAUAUUUUCUGGAAGACUGUAUUCAAAUGACUAAAUUUAUUCCUCCACCGAAGGAUAAGAAAAAGAAAGAUAAGGAUGAAGAAGGUACUGAAGAUGAUGAUGCAAAUUGCAACCUUAUCUGUAGCGAUGAAUAUGGCCCAGAAACAAAAAGCCGCAUGGCCCAGAUGAAUGAGAAGGAAACUCCUUUUGAACUCAUAGAGGCUUUGUUGAAAUAUAUUGAGACCUUGAAUGCCACUGGAGCAGUCCUUGUCUUCUUGCCUGGCUGGAAUCUGAUAUACACUAUGCAGAAAUACCUGGAAAUGAAUCCACACUUUGGAAGCCAGAGAUACCGAGUUCUUCCUCUGCAUUCCCAGAUACCCCGAGAAGAGCAGCGCAAAGUAUUUGAUCCGGUGGCCCCCGGAAUCACCAAGGUGAUCUUAUCAACCAAUAUUGCAGAGACCAGCAUAACCAUCAAUGAUGUGGUCUAUGUUAUUGAUUCUUGCAAACAGAAAGUUAAACUAUUCACUGCUCAUAACAACAUGACCAAUUAUGCCACUGUGUGGGCCUCAAAAACGAAUCUGGAGCAACGGAAAGGACGGGCUGGUCGUGUCCGUCCUGGAUUCUGCUUCCAUCUUUGCAGCAGAGCACGUUUUGAUAGACUUGAGACUCAUAUGACCCCCGAAAUGUUUCGAACACCACUGCAUGAAAUCGCUCUGAGCAUCAAGCUGUUACGACUAGGCGGGAUUGGACAAUUUCUGGCCAAAGCUAUAGAGCCGCCCCCUUUGGAUGCAGUGAUUGAAGCUGAGCAUACACUCCGAGAGCUUGAUGCCCUGGAUUCCAAUGAUGAACUGACCCCUCUUGGGAGAAUUUUAGCAAGGCUCCCCAUUGAACCUCGACUUGGCAAAAUGAUGAUAAUGGGGUGCAUAUUUUAUGUUGGUGAUGCCGUGUGUACUAUCUCUGCUGCCACCUGCUUCCCUGAGCCAUUCAUCAGUGAGGGUAAAAGGCUGGGUUACGUGCAUAGGAAUUUUGCUGGAAAUCGGUUCUCCGAUCACGUGGCCCUGCUCUCAGUCUUCCAAGCCUGGGAUAAUGCAAGAAUGGGUGGAGAAAAUGCUGAAAUUCGUUUCUGUGAGUUUAAGAGACUCAAUAUGGCAACACUCAGAAUGACCUGGGAAGCCAAAGUACAGCUGAAAGAAAUUCUGGUUAACUCUGGAUUCCCAGAAGAGAGUUUAAUGACUCAGGUGUUCAACAACACUGGACCAGAUAACAACCUGGAUGUUGUGAUCUCUCUGCUGGCUUUUGGCCUGUAUCCCAAUGUCUGCUUUCACAAAGAAAAGAGGAAGAUUCUCACUACCGAAGGACGUAAUGCUCUCAUUCACAAAUCCUCUGUUAACUGCCCAUUCAGCAGCCAGGAUAUGAAGUAUCCUUCUCCUUUCUUUGUUUUUGGAGAAAAGAUUCGGACACGAGCUAUCUCGGCCAAAGCAAUGACCUUGGUGAGCCCUUUACAGCUGCUUCUCUUUGGCUCAAAGAAAGUGGCAUCUGAUGGAGAGAUUAUUACAUUAGAUGACUGGAUCAAACUGAGGAUGCCACACAGUGCAGCUGCCUGUAUUAUUUCUUUGCGUGCAGCAAUGGAAGCUCUCGUGGUAGAAGUAACAAAAAAUCCAGAAAUCAUCAGUGACAUAGACCAUAUGAACAAACAGAUGCUGAAUGUAAUUUCUGAAAUCUCUAAACCCCUGGCUGCGGGAAUUAAUCUUGCAGUAGGUGGCAACAUGAGGUUUGGCGAUGGACCUCGUCCACCUAAAAUGGCUCGAUAUGACAGUGGAGGUGGCUACCGAGGAAGAAGUGGAACUGGCUAUCGGGGGGGCUACCAAGGGGGCUAUGGAGGUGGAUAUCGUGGUGGAUAUAAUUCUUACCGUGGUGCUUCUGGGGGAAGAGGAUAUUCAGGGGGGGCUGGAGGUGGAUUUCGAGGUAGCGGAGGUUUUCAAGGUUCAGGUGGAGGAUACCAAACUGGAGGAAAUAGAGGUGGUGGAUUUAGAGGGGGGUGGAGUGGUUACUGAAAAAAUGCUAGUGAAGAUGUGGUAGCUCUUUGGAUCUAAAGCUGAAAAGGAGCUUAAAGAAGUUCAGUCCUUCCUUUGGUUCCAUGGAAAGCAUUUGAUCUCUGGAAAAUAAGUUUAGGGUCAAGAUGGUGCCAGUAGCCUUGCCACUCCGAAGCAUCAUUUUGGCUAUAUUCAAAGCAUAGGCAUCCUUAAAUGUUAGUAAAUCCAGAAUAAAAGCAUGCAUGCACUUGUUUUAUUCCAUACAUUUCUUUAUUUGUAAUACAGAUCUCUUCCUGAUUUAGGAGUUCAUCAUACUUUGGAAUAUUAAUUUCAAAUGAUAUUCAUAUGCAGUAUUCACAUUGCUUUAAUUUUCUAUGUUUAUUUUGAUCCUAAUGAAGUUGUUAAUUUUUAAGGGAUUAGUCCUAGAUACAGGCUUGAAUUUUUGAUUGUUAGUUGUAUGAUCCAAAACUGUGAGUUGGUUUAUGCCUUUGGUCCUAGGAUUGCAAGUUAGGAGCUUAAAGUUCUGUUCAAAUGUUUGUCACAUACUGCAACCUCUAAAAUAAAAACUCCAAAAAUGUCACA
Molecule: messenger RNA, 4271 nt
Organism: Protobothrops mucrosquamatus (brown spotted pit viper)
Lineage: Eukaryota; Metazoa; Chordata; Lepidosauria; Squamata; Viperidae
Gene: DHX9
Product: DExH-box helicase 9
Exons: 27
Coding region: 105-3710 (1201 amino acids)
Biological process (GO): regulation of mRNA processing; positive regulation of transcription by RNA polymerase II
Cellular component (GO): ribonucleoprotein complex; nucleolus; intracellular anatomical structure
Molecular function (GO): ATP binding; double-stranded RNA binding; 3'-5' DNA helicase activity
Source: RefSeq, a predicted model, not a curated record